AUGAGGAUCACAGUGCUGCUUUUAGCCAUUUCUCUUCUGCUCUACCAGGAUCCUCCAGUGAGAAGUGAAUUUGAAGUGGACAGAAUAUGUGGUCAUGGGACUGCUCGCUGCCGGAAGAAAUGUAAAAUCAAGGAAUACAAAAUUGGAUUAUGUCUCAACACCAAUACAUGCUGCUUGAUGAAGUGGAUUGAUGGCAUGAUGAAUUUCACAGGAUCCUGA
Molecule: messenger RNA, 219 nt
Organism: Otolemur garnettii (small-eared galago)
Lineage: Eukaryota; Metazoa; Chordata; Mammalia; Primates; Galagidae
Product: beta-defensin 104A-like
Exons: 2
Coding region: 1-219 (72 amino acids)
Biological process (GO): innate immune response
Cellular component (GO): extracellular region
Source: RefSeq, a predicted model, not a curated record